CCUCCUACAAUUAUUACUUACUGAAAAAGAAUAAAGGAUGCUCACUCUUGGAACCUACCAUCGUCCAUUCCUACUACAAUUACUACUUACUGAAGAAGAAAAAUGUUUGUAACUUCAAUUCAUACAAACCUUUGCUUAGAUUAUCUCCCUUGUUUUCUACAACUCCUUUAAGAUUAAUCUCUCUGAGACUAAUUUCGAAUACUGGGUUUAUGUUAAGGAGAGUUGGUGAUGAGAAGAACAUAGUUGUUGGUUCAGAAACGAUGACUGAGAUGACUAAAAUAUCUGCUUUUAGUGGCCGGAAUAGUGACGGAAGUUUUGAGAUUACUGAAAAUGAAGCUAUUUUGGGUAAUGGGUCUUCGGAUGUUCCUCGAGAAAUUGUUGUGUUAAGUGGAAUUGAAUCGACUCUAAAUCAUUUGAGUAAAUGGCUUGUGGUUACGGUUUUUGGAAUUAUUGUGAUUUGGAGGCACGAUGCUCUGGCCAUGUGGGCUGCAAUGGGAGCAGUUGCAAACGCAUGGCUUUCAAUCACGUUAAAACGAAUACUCAACCAAGAGCGACCUGUUGCUAGCUUAGGAUCUGGUCCAGGCAUGCCAUCUUCACAUGCUCAGUCCAUCUUCUUCGCUUCUGUCUAUGCUAUCCUAUCAUUGGUUAAAUCUCUAGGGUUGAAUGGAGUUACAGUGACCAUCGGGGUGCUCGGCUUGGCUUUCAGCUCAUAUCUUUCUUGGUUACGUAUAUCACAACGACAUCACACCAUUAGUCAGGUUGUGGUGGGUGCUAUUUUGGGAACCAUAUGCUCGAUUUUAUGGUUUCAGUCUUGGUACUGGUUCGUGCUACAAGCCUUCCUUUCCUUUUUAUGGGUACGGAUUAUUAUUGUUCUUGGGGGCGUCACAUGCUGUGUGAUCUUUCUGUUGUAUGUCAUUAAACAUUGGCUUAUGGAUGGUGAUGAAGAUUAGACUCUGUAAAUUGGGCCUGAUAAAUUUUGAAGUCAUGUAUCCAAAUUCUUUUGUGGCAUACUUGCAUGUAUAGUUCAGGUUGACAGGAUAAUAUUUUUGUCAAACCAUACCGUCGCACAUGAUGUUUCUGUAAGUUCUGUUGAAUUUUCAGGUGACUAGUUUGUUCAUUUCAUUUUUAUAAAUCCAAUUGAGGUAUCAUAAAAAUAUAGGCUUUACAGCUCAGAUUUAGCA
Molecule: messenger RNA, 1181 nt
Organism: Papaver somniferum (opium poppy)
Lineage: Eukaryota; Viridiplantae; Streptophyta; Magnoliopsida; Ranunculales; Papaveraceae
Product: lipid phosphate phosphatase epsilon 2, chloroplastic-like
Exons: 4
Coding region: 210-950 (246 amino acids)
Biological process (GO): lipid biosynthetic process; protein N-linked glycosylation
Cellular component (GO): endoplasmic reticulum membrane; intracellular membrane-bounded organelle
Molecular function (GO): dolichyldiphosphatase activity
Source: RefSeq, a predicted model, not a curated record